This is a messenger RNA of Linepithema humile (Argentine ant), 2246 nucleotides long. RefSeq lists its product as uncharacterized. NCBI's taxonomy places the organism in Eukaryota, Metazoa, Arthropoda, Insecta, Hymenoptera, Formicidae. Gene Ontology annotation, cellular component: nucleus. The record is from RefSeq and is a predicted model, not a curated record.
AACUUACGUUUUACGUGAAUUAUGUUGUGUAUAUAUGUAUAUAUAGUAUAUACAUAUAUAGUCAUGAUGGAGAAAUGGCAUGUUUAUUAAUAAUUUCUUGCAAUAUUGUAUAAGAUCUGAAGACGAUUUGGAACCGGUACAUCUGCUAACGUACUCUCUCCAAACUUGUGUGUUUCCGAACCGAAGAUAGUGCUUUGAUUUUAAUUUGGACCCAACUGGAGCUGCUGUUCACAUCAUGAACAAGAAACUGGCUAAGAUAUAUACUUGAAAAUUCGGCUUCUCGUUUAAUUAGUCGCGAAAACUAAAAGACAAUCUUAUUGCAUUAUUUCAACUAUCGAAAUGGCUGCAUCUUUGUCAGCUUAUUGGGUAAAAUUUUUCAAAGGAGCUGGAUUUCCACAAGAUGUGGCCACUAAGCAUGCAGUUGUAUUCUCAAAUAAUCGUAUUAAACCAGAUAUGUUACCAGAUUUGGAUAAACCUAGUCUCAAAGAAAUGGGCAUCACAUUAAUGGGAGAUAUGAUUGCUAUUUUGAGAUAUGCCAAGAAAGUAGUCGAAGAAACAACAUGUGAGAGAUUUUUAGUUGAUUCAGAAGAUGCUCCAAUUUCAGCUGCAAAGGCUGUUUCUGCCAAACCUGUCGUAAAAAAAGUAGUCAAAGAAAUUGGAAAUAAGACAGUAGUUUCAACAGCUUCAAAGGUAGACUCUACAAAGAAAAUAGUUAAACCUUUGUCUACAAUGACGAAGAAGAUUGUGACUCUAAAGAAGCCAAUUUCUGCAUCUAAUACUACCAAUGCCGUUAAUCAAAAGCAGAUGCCUAUCAAGAGAAAAUUGGUAUCGGAAGAAGUAUAUGAAGGGAAUGUUGCAGAUAAUUGGAAUAUUGCAGAGAAAAAGAUAAAGGUAGCAAAUGAUAGCGAAGACGAUACUGUCGAAUAUACCGUUACUGUUCCAAAGAUAUCAAAUAUAAGACCAAAAGUACUUAAGAAACCCAUUGAGCAAAAACGAACGGUAUUUGAUAGAUUAGGCGACAGCUCUGUUACAAGCACGACCAAUUUAGCUGACACAUCACCUACUUUUAACAUUACUGGUAUUAGCAAGGAUGUGCUCAAGAGAUCAAUUAGUGUCUUUAAUCGUCUGGGUGACAUAGAUGAUAAGAAGGAUCAUGUGUCCACUGCAGGAAUACUUAAGAACGGAUCGAGUGUCAGCAGUUCACCGGGUAUACUAAAGAGUCGUACGUCGUCUUCUACACGCACAUCCAUUAUAACCAAUAGAGUUAUACCUAAAACUGUAGGUACUAUGCGUGCAGAUCAUGAAGCCAGCAAGAAAACUACGUUAAAUAACACGAAUCGUAUACUUAAGCUAAAGAAGAAUAUACCCAAUUCUAUCAGCAAACCAAGCAGUGAAAGAAUUAAUAAACCUUCCGUUACAUCUGGCAAAUUAGCUUCCGAACGACUUGUUUCCAUACCAGCCAAGGCACGUCUCGGCACAACCACUGCCAAACAAGUGACUUUCAGUAAAAUGCCCACAGUAACACAUAUUAAGAAACCCAAUGUUUUUAGUCGCCUAGGUAUUUAAGCUGGGUCCUUUUUUACUUCUCUAUAUUAUCAAUCACAAGUGAGCAGUGGUUUGCAAUCAAACGAUUAUUCGUAUACAGUUCGGUAAUUCAAGCCGGCUACAUUGAUCCUAGAGCUAACUAAACAAUUCAUUUUUAGUUUUUUUUAUUGUGAACGCAAUAUAUUGCUAACCCAGAAUUGCUUGCAAACUUAUUGCAAGAGUGUUAAUAUGAAUGACAGUGUGGCGUAAAUAUAAAAUAAAAGACAUUGAUUUAUAUAAUUAAGUGAUAUUCCUAUGAAUUGCUCGGUCAUAAUAAAAAAAACGCAAAUUGAAUAAAAUAAUCUAGUUUUUUGUGAUUGAGAUUUUCUAGAAGCUAUAACUUUUUAAAUUUAAAAAUUUUAAAUAAUUUAGUUUUAUAUAGAAAACAAAUGCAAUUGUAUAAUGUAAUACAUUAAACUUGCGUUAUUCUCAUAUACUACUUUAUAAUUAUUAUGUGAUUAUAUGAUUAUAAAGUAAUAAUGUGUAUAAUAUUUUUGUUUUACACACGCGUAAUCAUAUAAGUACUAAAUAGUGAAGAAGCAGUGUUUGCUAGAAAAAAAACAAUAAACUUUAGAGACAUACACAAUAAGUCAUAUGGAAAUUUGAUUAAACAUAUAUUUUUACAUUUUUUGACUCUACAAAUAAAUUUUUGGGCAACAUUU